Molecule: messenger RNA, 2961 nt
Organism: Prorocentrum cordatum
Lineage: Eukaryota; Dinophyceae; Prorocentrales; Prorocentraceae
Source: the annotation of a GenBank genome assembly
CUCCUCCUCCUCCUCCUCCUCCCCCCUCUCCUCUCAAGUACCACAUCGGGUCAAGCCAGCUUUGGUUCAAGCUUGCUUGCCCCGCGUGUCCCAGGGCUGUACCACCCACGGGUGUGCUUACUUGAGCGCUUUCGUGGACAAUAGCUUCGCGGAGGUGAACGCUGGGAUUAUGGCUCGGCGCGGUCACGAGUUGGAGGGGGCGACUUGUGGUUGAUCUGCUCCGGAAAUCCGUUACCGAUAUCUGCCAUGUUCGUGCUCGUGCCGGCUCCGUCGAGGCGGUGUGCAUUUUCGGGGCUUCUUUUUGAGUUCGUCCUGGAAGUGUUGCCCACGCUAUUUAUUCACAGCGCUGUUAUUCUUUUACGUGCCAGUGGCCUUUCCCCUUUUUUGGGGGCGUACGGCACGUCAUUGCAGUGGUGGGAUUGUGGGUUCGCCGCAUUUGUUAGCAGCAUCGUUCCUUUAUCUGGGUUCCUGGCGGCGUCCUCGUGUGGCUGAGCCUGGCCCACUCCCGUAUGGGCAAGUAAGGCAGACGCUUUUUCUUAUGUAUACGGUUGGGCUUUGCUGUAACAUGUUCAUUCAUCGUUACAAUUCUGAGAUGACAAUUUUUCUCAUCUUGCAAUUGUGAGGUGCUCUGUAUUCAUUGUUACCACUUCCAAUGGAUAUUUACAGUGUGCUGGCGUAUUGCGUGUUGGUGGAGUGACGCCCAUGACCUACGGAUGCUCAUCGGCACUGUCUUUGGGCCGUCUGCACUGGGCGGGGCGUGGGGCUGUGGCGUAUUUUUUUGCUGUGGCCAAGCGGAUCGUCAUCUUUGUGCGGGUCCACUGGCGGUGUACGGCGUCAUGCACGCCGUGGGGCUUUCAUCGACAUUGUGUUAUGCACGGAGUGGUCAUCGCUAUACCUUCGCUCGAGUAUGGCGUUGACGAGAGCGUGGUGCAGUUUAUUUACCUCGCGGUGUUCUUCCUCAUCUUCGUGGUGAUCGUGCUGGCCACGCCCGACGCGGAGAUGUCGCGGAAGAGCUUCGGGCCGGAUAUUUUCGGGUACGGGGCCGCCGUCGACGCAUGCGGCAACGCCGCGCGUUGGGACAAGGCGCUUGGUAUCUUGGGCUCGAUGCGAGACAGGUCGGUGGCCGCCGACGCCGCCCUCUACAACGCCGCGCUCGGCGCGUGCAGCCGGGCCCAGAAGGGCGGCCUGGCGCUCCGCCUCCUGGAAGACAUGUCCCUGAGCGCCGUGCCGCCGGACGCCGUCAGCUUCGGCUCCGCCAUCGGCGCGCUGCGGCGCUCUCGGGAGUGGGCCACGGCGCUGCACCUGGUGGAGGUGAUGCGGUUGUGCGGCGUGCGGCCAGACGGGAGAGACCACACGGUCCAGCCAGAAGUGAUCUCCAACAAGGAGCGCAAGAAGCGCGAGAAGGACGAGUCUCUUGGCGGCAAUGCCAGCCUCUCCCUCCUGGUCCGCUCCGUCACGGCCGCCCUACAGCGCGGCACUGCCAUUUUGGCCCUCUUCCUACUCAUCCCGCUCAUAUCCAUGGCUAAGCCAUGCUCCCAGGUGGCCGUUCCUGAGGUGAACGACUCCCCGUCGACAGUGCGCGAGCAGAUCUUAAUGCGGACCCACAUUGCGUUCCACAACCUCACCGCCGAUGUGUCGGCGUUGCGAGAUUCGGCUGAUCUGGUGCAGACGUAUGGGGCUACAGUUUCUGUGACAUCCGACUUGAAGGAUCAGGGUGCCGCCACGCGCUUCCUCGCGGAGUUUGCGCGCGGGGCAUCGCAGGCCCUGGUGGUGUGGUCGGCGACUUCGGCCGCGCCGCCCGCCUGCCCUCCCUGCGCCUGCGAGUGCGCUCCCAGCUACCGUCUCUCGUGCCCCGACGUCGCAGGGGCCACCAUCGUGCAUCUGGUCAGUUCCUGGUGCAGUCACGUGGUUACCUUCUUGCUGGGAGUGCUGAUCGGCUCGUUCGUGCUGCCCGUUCCCCUGAGCUGCGAGUGGCUGGUCGGGGGCCUAUCCAGAGGCCGCCGCGGCACAGCGUCUACAACCGAGAGCUCGCCAUCUGCCGCCUCGGCCGAAGAGAUCCAGGCCAUUGCAGCGCGGCAAGCUCGAGCAGCGAUCCAGCAUAGGAUCACGCUGUUCGAAGCUCCCCCUUCGCAGGCGGUCAUCGUGACAGUCGACGGGGACGUGUACUUGGAGACGGUGGUGGUCAACGCCGACUGCGAGGAGGCGAGGCCGCUGCGCGGGCUCGGUGCUCCUUUGUACGGCGUGGCGGAGGCCAACGUAUACCGCUUCCGAGGUGCGCCUUCGGCGGCGGAGCUGUGGGGCCACCUGCGCGACGGCGCGCCGCUGCUGGGCGCCGCACUGCCGCCUUCGCCUUUCGCUCUGGCUGGAGGCGCUGGGGCGGGCGCUGCCUGGGUGCCCCAGGCGCUGGUUCUGGAUGACCCCGUCGGCGCAGCCGACUUGACUGCCACGCCGCGGGGCGACUGGCCGAUCACAGGGCCCAGGACUACUCAGCGGUGCCUUGACCACGCAGGUGGCCCGCUCGCGUGGCACUCGAAGUGGAAGGCAGAGGCUCGGCUGCGGGACUCAGACGCUAUCUGCCAGCAGCAUGCGUUGAACUGCAGGCUGCUGGAGACGGCCACCUGUUACGACCAGCCCAUCACUGCGGAAUUGGCGGCGUUCGAGCUGGUGUGCCGCCAGGCCCAGCUCAUCGAGGAGCGCCACUAUGAGAAUACCGUGUCGGCGCAGGUGGCCGCCGAGGACAGGAAAGAUAAGAAGAAGGGCUUCGGGGCGAGCGAGAGUUUGUUUGCGUCCGAGGCCAAGCGCGCGUCGGAGGCCAAGCACGACAUGGGCGCGGCGGCGAGCAAAGGGAACCUUUGCAUCUCGCCAGCGCUCGCAGAGUUCAUUGCGGAGCAGCUGAAGGCAGAGGCUGCUGUGGCCAAGGGGAGGCGCAAAGCCCGCGAGGAGCGGGCGGCGCGCGCAUAG